CGUCCCACUUGUCUUCCCCUGUAGUCUGGCACUCGCAUCUCCCUGGUCGUCGAACGCGUCGUCACGGAGCACCAGGCAUCCGAUUAUACCAUCCAAUCUUCAAUAAGCAACGACAGUAGCCGUGGACAUGGACACCUACCCACCCGAAUUUGUCAUUCAUCUCCAGCCGACGUUGGUCGUCACCGGCCUCACCUCCGUGGAGGAAGCGUCUCAUCAUGGCUCUACGAAUCCAACACAGACCAACAGCGACACCCCACCACCACCACCACCACCACCGCGGCCAGGAGCUCAUGCCGCAUCGGGCUCAAGUCUAGAGGCACAGAAGGCUGCGCUGCUUCACGCAAUGCUCGAACGAAAUAAUGUCUCCUACUGGGAUAACACAAAGGGCCUUGCAGGAUCUCUAUUCUACGUGGUCCCAGAGCAUCGAAGCUACAUCCUGCCUCCAACACGAAAGUUCCUUCAGCAAACCGGUCAGCAGCAUCUUUUCCAGUCUUCGUUGUCGCCUUUUUCGCCUUCUUCGCCUUUAUACCCUGAUGGACUGGUGAGCCCCUUGUGGGUACGAAGACACCGCGAGCAGAUCCCGUCAGUCUUUAUUGCUAUUGUGGAUCUAUGGGAUCGGGAAUCGAUAGUCGGCAAUGAAAACAACGGACAUCGUGCAUUCUCGGACAAGGGUCCUCUAGGCGUCAUUGAUCCCAUGGAACGCGAACACGACAUCGUGCUUGCCCAGGAGCUUUUAGAGCGUCGGAAAGCCGCCCAGGACAGACUGGUCAAAUUUGCAGCCGUUAUUAUCCUACAACGAUCACACAUGGAGGACCCAUCGAUCGAGGACCGUUUGAAUUUUGUACGUAAGUCUGCCGGACUAGACAUCAAGAACUCAUUUUACGUCCUUCCGCCAAGCAACAAACAGGAGAUAUCCGACUUUGCUGUCAAUUUACAGCGGUCGCAAUACGAAGGCUCCAUGAACUACUACAAGGAGCAGGUCAAGAGACAUAAGAAGAAGAAAUCGAAUCUGCCAGCGACAACUGCUAGUGUGCGGCCUGUCCAACAGCAGAGUGUAGGCGGCCCUCAGCAAACACAACAACAACAGCUUCAGCAGCAACAGGGAAUCUCUGUACAGGGCUGGAUGCUGCGAUAUGAGUUCAAGAUGGGCAUGUUCUCAGAGUGCAAGCAGGACAUCGACAAUGCAGUCAAGCAUUACGAGUCUGCCUAUGGACUACUUAUUGACAUGUUUGCUGUCACCUCCACUAUCACGCCUGGCGCGCCGGGACUGCAGGCUCGCACAAAACGGUGGGCAGAGGCAAAGGUUCUUGCGGACUGUCUGUGCUUAAAGAUUUGCAAAUUUCAUCUGUACCUGGAUGCCCCCUCAACAGCACUUUUCGUCUUCCGUCGCCAUUUGAUUGUCUUCAAAGCAUUCUCAGAGAGCUGGCGAAUGGGAGAUGAUUCGUUUGAGUACUGGGCAUGGCUAGGAAAGCAGUACAGGGUUUUUGGAGACCUAUUGGAGAUUGGAACGAAACUGGGCCUCAAAUUGCCGGCACCCACACCUGGAAGCGUCGUGUAUGGAUCGUUUGCUGGAAUGUCGGAAGGAUCGAAGGACCUCAACAAGUUUUCAGGGAUCGGGCUCGGAAGCGGCACCACUGGAUUCGGUAUUGGUCCUGGUGGAGAUGCCUUUGUGUACGGUGGCAAUGUUGGAGGAGGUCGUGGUGGCGGGACGCAUGGCCCCGGGGCUGGCAUCAACCCCAUACUGGUGCUCCAGCACGCCGGAUUCUUUUAUCACCAAGCUGCCAACUGUAGCGUACAACGGCGUCUUCGUUUUGAGGCUGCUGAGGAGGCAUAUCCGGAUAGUGAUGUGGCACCUGUCCCUACAGCCAGCAAACCAUACCCGCCAUCGCUCCAGUCCAUGAAUGCGGAACGAACCAUUGACCACCUGGCAUUGACCAUUGAGCUACUAACAAAGAGCUAUGAGCAAUUCAAGCGCUACAAGGCUGGAAGAAUGACAUUGUUCUUGGCAUCCGAGAUUGCAGGGACCUACUACACUGCUGGAAAAUUUGAAAUGGCUUUGAAGUUCUUUGAGAGGAUUGGAAAGACAUAUCGCAAGGAAGGAUGGACACUCAUUUUGACCUCUAUUCUGAAGUGGUCUGUUCAAUGCGCAAAGGAGCUUGGGUACUGGGAGAACGUGGUCGAGUUUUUGAUCGAAUUACUGAGCCCCGAUAUGCCAUCAACUGAGGUGAAGAGGCAGAGCGUCUUUGAUGAGCUUGUCAGCAUCCUUUAUACGGACAUUCAUCCCGCCAACACUACUGUCCACAAACCGCUGGUGCUUUCGAUGCCACAGAUCAACUCUUUCGUUGGCUGCGCUAUUCAGUUCCAGAAGCGCCAGGCGUUUGUAUCGUCGGAGAGCAGAUUUCAAGUUCAGCUCUCUACUCAAGGCGGUCAGGGAGCGCUGCCCAAGCCGUUCAGGAUCUCAUUUGUUUACGUCGAGUUUUCAGAUGCAACGCUGAACCAUCGAUUUGAAGACCCACGGUCUUAUACCCAGGAGGACACACUCCAAAAUACAACCAAGGUGCUAAGUACAAAAGACCAGACAGGACGGACCAUUGACUGGAUUGACUGUACGCAGUGCUUAUUUGAGCAAGACAAUGGCGACGGCACUGCGGACGAAGCUCCAAAGAGCUCAUGGAAGAAGAAUGUGAACUUAGACAUCCUUCCAUUUGGAACCAAAGUUUUGGAGGGCAUUAUCGUGCCAGCCAAUGAACAAGAACUGAAGAUCGUCAAAGUAACGUUGGGCAUUGUUACGGAUCACUGGAAUGUCAGGUUCGAGUUCCCGUCGCUGGAUGUCGCGCAGGAGCAGGAAAAUGGCGUUCCACAACACCAUCUCUUGUCUCAGCAGAAUGAGCCUCUCAAGCGACAAUGGCUAGAGAUUUCCGAGUCCAGAGAAGAUUCUGCGCCCAAGCUGCGCUUCAAGAGCCUUGACAAAGGAGCAAGGCAUCUGUCGUCCCUUCGGGUUAUCCCAAGAGAAUCUAAAGUGGAGAUCAGGACGCUGUUCAAGUCGCCAGCGUACCUGGACGAGUAUUUCCCCAUAAAGAUUAGGGUCCGGAACGGCGAGACCUGUUCGGUGGCCAUGGAAAUGGACGUGGAGCUGCAGCCGAUCGACCCAACCAUCGAAUCUCUCGACAGUAUCGUCCUGGAUGCACACGCCGCAGCGGAAUCUCUCUCAUCCGGCAGGUUACCUUUCUCGCAGACAUUGCCUGGCAUUCAUUUAUCUGCGUCGAUCGACGGAAUUAAUAUGCAGGCUGAAAAGGAGGAGAUUGCUGUUGGUGCUUGGGCAGAACAAACUGUUUUUGUCAAGGCCUUUGAGAUCCCGACGCCGCGGACGAUUGUGUGCAAGGUCCGAUAUGAGAUUUCGUUGGACAAAGAUCAGAAAAAGACCUGGACGGAAAAGCAGCAUUCAUUCAGGGUACUGUUCAUACCUCCCUUUGAUGCAGAGGUAGAUUAUAUCCCACAGUUAGCUAGGGUUGCAGCAAGCUGUCAUCCUGCAGAAGCCGCGGAUGAGUUGCCGUCUAUCUUGAAGCCCAUUCAGGUGGACGACAAACAUGGCGAGGUCUUAAUUCCUGCGUUGACACAGAAGGAGAUGUACUUGAUGUCGACACGGAUCAACAACGAAGGCCCAUGGCCUGUUGAAGUCAAAGAGGUCAGACUGAUCACGGCCUCUUCUGUCGAUGAUCGGGCAGAUGGGCUGAAUGCCGAUAAAGAGACAUCUGCAACUGGAGGAUUGGCCCGAAGCUAUAGCAUCCGAACAAGAGAAAGGAAGAAAAGUUUGCAGGAGGUGGGUGUGCAUGUGGAUCUCGUCGAGAGUGGUAUUUUCAAUCCAGUGGACCAGAGUACCCAAUGCAACAGCGGGGAGGGCGUUUGUGUACAGCAGUGGCAACCGGGCAGCCUGCAGACAUUUAAUUACCUAAUACAGGUAGUCGCUGCGGACCUGGAGUUGGUGCCUGAACAAAUCGACGUUGGUUUCCUGCGUAUCGAAUGGCGAAGGACGGAAGAGGGGGCAGCUGACAUUGUUCCUUAUUCGGUGACCAAUGUGCCUUUGCAGCCAUUGCCCUUACCAAGGGCCGAGGUAUACAUGACAACUGCUCUACCAAAGGUCGCAUAUGUCAACAAACCUUUCACGGCACGAUAUGAAAUCCACAACCCGACAGGAAAACUACACGAGCUCGCCAUGACAGUAGAACCGUCUGAAGGAAUGGUAUAUGCGGGCACAAUGCAGGCAACAAUCAAACUCCUUCCUUACUCCAGUCACCCACUCCAGAUGAGCUGCUAUCCUCUCAGCGCAGGAUUAGUCCGGCUGCCUAGAGUGAAGCUCGUGGUUAACAAACGGAAACCGGCCACAAGGCGUGGUAAAUCAGCGCCACCAGCGCCGCAACAGGGUGCAGGACUACAGGAGGAGGUCCUGGUCAAGGUCCGAGGUGCGAUUCAACUUCAAAAUCCAAGGUCUCCAUCUACCACUGCCACAACCGAAGCUGUCGUGAUCUUUGUCAAACCAGAGUCAGGGCUGAUUAAAUAAAAGAAGGGCGGGACAGGCGCAUAAAGAUAAUAAAGA
Gamsiella multidivaricata is the source of this 4594-nucleotide messenger RNA. RefSeq names its product Foie gras liver health family 1-domain-containing protein. The coding region runs from base 128 to 4558 and encodes 1476 amino acids. The record is from RefSeq and is a predicted model, not a curated record. NCBI's taxonomy places the organism in Eukaryota, Fungi, Mortierellomycota, Mortierellomycetes, Mortierellales, Mortierellaceae. The transcript has 13 exons.